Thecamonas trahens ATCC 50062 is the source of this 928-nucleotide messenger RNA. RefSeq names its product syntaxin. The record is from RefSeq and is a predicted model, not a curated record. Bases 47 to 928 code for a protein of 293 amino acids. NCBI's taxonomy places the organism in Eukaryota, Apusomonadida, Apusomonadidae. Gene Ontology annotation, biological process: vesicle fusion; intracellular protein transport; Golgi to vacuole transport. Gene Ontology annotation, cellular component: SNARE complex; endomembrane system; membrane. The transcript is spliced from 2 exons. Gene Ontology annotation, molecular function: SNAP receptor activity; SNARE binding.
CACACUUGGCUUCGCAUCUGCGUCGUCGUUCAAUCCAUUUCAUUGCAUGUCAUUCGACGACUUGGAGAGGGGCACGGGCCGGGUGGUGCUUGGUGGCGGCGGCGGGUCAGGCCAGCAAGGGGGCUAUGGCUACCAAUCGGGCAUGGCGGCGUCAGGUUCCAUGAGCAACACAUCGUCGCUGCAGUAUGAUCAGCUGCACAACCAGGCGGUGGCAUCGAUCACCAAGAUCUCAAACAAUGUGGCGGCGCUGCAGAAGAUGGUGAACCAGCUGGGGACGAAGCGGGAGACGCCGGACAUGCAUGCGCGGAUGACGACGCUGACGGAGCGGACGCGUGACCUGGCGCGCGAGGCCGGGCGGCUGCUGAAGCAGAUCACGCUGGUACCGACGUCGUCGCCAGCAGAGACCCAGCAGCGGUCGGUGACGCAGCGGAAGCUCGGCUCUGACCUCAAGAAGCAGCUGACGGCAUUUACGGCGGUGCAGACGCGGAUCAAGGACGCGGACCGGCGAAGCAUCGACACGGCCAAGCAGAGCAUGGCGUUUGGUGACGCGGCGGGUACGUCAACCGCCGACGAUCAGACGCAACCGCUGCUUGCGCAGCAACAGACCAUCACCCUCGACUCGACCAUCGAGUUUAACGAGGUCCUCAUCGCCGAGCGCGAGCACGACAUUGCCGAGAUCGAGGCCACCAUCUCGGACGUCAACGAGAUCUUCCGCGACCUCUCGACCCUCGUCAACGAGCAGGGCGAGCAACUACACGACAUCGAGCACCACAUCGAGAACACCGUCGCCCACACCGAUGGCGCCGUCAAGGAGCUGACCAAGGCCGACAAUUACCAGCGCAAGGCCCGUCGCAAGGCCAUGUGUCUCGCCCUCAUCUUUGCCCUCAUCGCCGGUGGCGUCGUCCUCUACCUCACCCAGAAGAAGUAG